Messenger RNA from Canis lupus familiaris (dog), 942 nucleotides. RefSeq names its product olfactory receptor family 10 subfamily X member 1 (gene OR10X1). The record is from RefSeq and is marked inferred. Lineage: Eukaryota; Metazoa; Chordata; Mammalia; Carnivora; Canidae. The transcript has a single exon. Gene Ontology annotation, biological process: G protein-coupled receptor signaling pathway. Gene Ontology annotation, cellular component: membrane. Gene Ontology annotation, molecular function: G protein-coupled receptor activity; olfactory receptor activity. The coding region runs from base 1 to 942 and encodes 313 amino acids.
AUGCAAACAAUGAAGGUCAACCAGACAGUCCUGAAGGAAUUCAUUCUUGUUGGCUUUUCCGUGUACCCCCAUGUGCAGGCUUUCCUCUUCGUGGUCUUCCUUUGCCUCUAUCUUCUCACCCUCACAGGUAACCUGGCUAUCAUGGGUCUAACUUGGGUGGACAGAUCUCUCCACACCCCUAUGUACCUCUUCCUUGGUGCCCUCUCUUUCUCCGAGACCUGCUACACACUGACCAUCAUCCCCAAGAUGCUGGCCGAUCUGCUGACUGAAAACAAGAGCAUCUCAGUCAUGGGGUGUGGCUUGCAGAUGUGUUUCUUCUUGGGACUCGGUGGCACAAAUUGUAUCAUCCUCACCUUGAUGGGAUAUGAUCGCUUUCUGGCCAUCUGCAACCCUCUCAGAUAUCCACUGCUUAUGACCAAUGGGGUGUGUGGACAGCUUGUGGCCUCUGCUUGGGGGGGAGGCUUUCUCAUCUCUCUGAUAGAGACUGCACUGAUAUUCAGGGGCUCCUUCUGCAGCCCCAACCUCGUCAAACACUUCUUCUGCCACAUGCGGACAGUGGCGAGGCUGGCCUGUAUAGACAGCAACCUCACUGAAUCCAUUGUGACGAUGAUCUCAGUGUCAGGCUUGAUGGGCACCUUCCUGCUCAUCAUCAUCACUUACGUGUUCAUUCUCUCCACUGUAUUCAGGAUCCCAUCAGCCAAGGGCAAGCAGAAGGCCUUCUCUACCUGCGCCUCGCAUCUCACAGUGGUCAUUAUCCACUUUGGGUUUGCCGCUAUUGUCUAUAUGAAGCCAGAAACUUCGGGGGGAGAUGAUACCCUCAUGUCUGUCCCUUAUACAGUCAUUACUCCUUUCCUCAGCCCCCUCAUUUUCAGCCUCAGGAAUAAGGACAUGAAGAAUGCCUUUAGGAAGGUGCUUGGAAAGAGAAGUUUCUUAAAUAAAUAA